AUGCCGCACCGCUCCACUUCCCAACAACAACAACUCAACUUGCUUGCACCACCACUACCACUACCACCGCAACCCCAUCCCACUUCUCACCACCCAACGCCGAACCCAGAUCUCACUCUUCCUUAUUAUAAGCCUUCUUUCAUUCUCAAGCACUUGUCGAGCAUAGCCAUAGCCCACAAACCACCUUCCCCUCACAAGCACUCUCUUCCACCGACACCGCCACCGCCACCGCCACCAUCGCCACCUCACUUGAAGUCCAAGGCCUUGCCAUCCUCUUCCAUAUGUGAUUUCUCCAAGGACAGCAUUGCUGUCAUGAGGCCACCAAGGAAUGAGAAAGAGAGGAACAUGCCUUCAAAGAGAGCACCCUCCAAAGAGAAGCUCAAGAAACGCCAGGGAGAACAGGAAAGGAGGAAGCUUGAUGACAGUAAUGGAGGGGUUCAGUUUGAGGAUGUUAAGGUAGUUGAGAGGCACUCUGUUUCACUGGCUCCUCCUCCUCCUUCUAACAAUGGUUGUGGUGGUGGGAGGAGGAGAUCCUUCUGUGGUGGAUCAUCGAAGGUGGAUUUGGGUGAUGUGUUUGCAGUGAAUGGGGUAAAAGUUGUUUCAGCGGAUAUGCCGCCUUUUAUGCAGAUCCAUGCUGUGGAUUCUGCCAGAAAAGCUUUUGAUAGCAUGGAAAAGUUCACAUCUAAGACCCUUGCCUGCACCCUCAAGAAGGAUUUUGAUGGGGUUUAUGGACCGGCAUGGCACUGCAUUGUGGGGACUAAUUUUGGGUCUUUUGUGACGCAUUCAGUUGGAGGAUUUCUUUAUUUCUCUAUGGAUCAGAAGUUUUACAUCCUCUUGUUUAAGACUACUGUACAAAAAACUGGUUGA
Molecule: messenger RNA, 867 nt
Organism: Arachis stenosperma
Lineage: Eukaryota; Viridiplantae; Streptophyta; Magnoliopsida; Fabales; Fabaceae
Exons: 2
Coding region: 1-867 (288 amino acids)
Biological process (GO): microtubule-based process
Cellular component (GO): dynein complex
Molecular function (GO): dynein light intermediate chain binding; dynein intermediate chain binding
Source: RefSeq, a predicted model, not a curated record